Messenger RNA from Tilletiaria anomala UBC 951, 1759 nucleotides. RefSeq lists its product as uncharacterized. Lineage: Eukaryota; Fungi; Basidiomycota; Exobasidiomycetes; Georgefischeriales; Tilletiariaceae. The record is from RefSeq and is a predicted model, not a curated record. Gene Ontology annotation, molecular function: lyase activity. The transcript has 3 exons. The coding region runs from base 276 to 1631 and encodes 451 amino acids. Gene Ontology annotation, cellular component: periplasmic space.
GUUGGUAUCCGCGCUUGCUUCUGGCCCGGCACCUGUACAGGUAAGCCCUCCGGGUGGGCGGGGGUGAGCGGGGGUUUGGUUGGUAAGGAUGCCGCUGAUAUGCAUAAGCAUCUCUCGCCCUACAAUAUACCAUUUACAUGCCAUAGCCAGACUGUAGUAGCAGGUGAUUCUUCUCUCUCUAUGACCCUGCACGACUCUAGGUACUUCCCUUCGCCCCCCCCCCAAAGCCCUUACCCAUCGUCACUCUUUUUCAUGUCUCACCCGGAUACGCGGCUAUGAAGUGCAUCAGCGUGACGCUCGCACUGUCGCUCAUCAGCUCUCUGCUCCCGCUGCUCGCGGCGUCCGACGCGUAUGCCUCACCUCAAAGGUUUGAGCACCGCCGACGCCACCAGCACGUCGCAGUGCACGUUGGCGAUGCGCAGACGACGAGCGGCAGCGCCCUUGCAAACAAGCAUGUCGUUUCGUCCGAACGUGCGCAAACGAACAGCAAGACUCAAGCUAAGUCAGAGGCAUUUACCCACCCAGGCGUACUCGUCAGCAACGCGCAGCUUCGAUAUGUCAAGUCGCAGCUCGGUCUGGACCAAGACGGGAACUUGACGACCGCGAGCAAAACGCCAUGGGCAACCGCGUACUCGCAUUUCAUCACUGCCAACUACACCUCGCUCUCCUGGGCUGCGUCGCCGCGUGCGAAUGUCGAAUGCGGCUCGUACUCAAACCCGAACCUGGGCUGCACGGACGAGCGGCAGGAUGCGAUUGCCUCAUACAGCCUUGCGCUGGCAUACGUCCUGACGGACAAUGAUGCAUAUGCGAAAAAAGCGAUCGAGGUGAUGGAUGCGUGGGCAAAGACGCUCCAGACGCACUCGAACAGCAACGCUCCGCUGCAGACUGGCUGGGCGGGCGCGAUGUGGCCCAAGGCAGGCGAGCUGAUCCGCUACUACUAUGGUCACAAGUGGCCGUCGUCAAAGCAAACCCGCUUCCAGUCGAUGCUGCGUGACAUUUACCUGCCUACGAUCAUCAACGGCUCUAUGUCCAACGGCAACUGGGAGCUCGUCAUGAUGGAGGCGGCGAUCGGUAUUGCAGUCUUUCUCGAAGACCGCUCAUCGUACGACAAAGCAAUGCAUACAUUUCAGAAGCGCGUCCCGGCCUACAUCUACCUUGCAUCGGACGGCAGCCUGCCCAAGACGGUGCCCAAGCAGAACCUCAACUCGAAAGACAAGAUUAUUGCCUACUGGCAAGGGCAGAGCAAAUUUGUCUCCGGCCUUUCGCAGGAGACGUGCCGCGACUUUACACAUGCCGGGUAUGGCCUGGCUUCGAUCGCAAACGUCGCAGAGACGGCGCGGAUCCAAGGCAACGACAUUUACCAGACGACCGACCUGGGCAAGCGUCUGCGCAGGGCGCUCGAGUUUCACACACAGUACCAAAAUGGCGAGCCUGUGCCCUCGUGGCUCUGUAAUGGCGCGUAUGCGGGCGACCUUGAGGGUAUGACCGAGGUCGGCUUCAAUGCAUUCUUCUUUCGCGCGGGCAAGAGGAUGCCGCAGACGCGCGAGUACACGGUCUCGCGUCGCCCGCAGGCGGGUAAUUCGCUCUUUCUUGCCUGGCAGACGCUUACGCACGCAGAGCAGCCAAAUUGAGACACACUGCCUUUUCGCUUCGCAGGGCCUUUUUGCUGGUCAAAAGCGGGCCCUAGCAGCGCAUUUCAGAGCGACCCUUUUUGUACCCUACAUGUACCACAGACUUCCAUUAAGUUGGUCUAAAUCGC